UCGUUGAUCUUCUUGUUAGUGUAGAGAGAGAAACCGAGCAUGGGUGUCCAUGAAUGUUCUUCUCUGAACCAGAAGAAGAAACCCACUAAAAUCUCCAUGGAUUCAGACCAAAAGCUUAAGUUUCUAUGUAGUUAUGGUGGCUCUUUUAUUCACUCUUCACAAGCCGGAAAAACCAGAUACUGUGGUGGUGAAAAUCGUCUUCUCUGCAUCGACAAGAAUACCUCUUUCUCUCUCUUCAUCUUUAAGCUCUCAAAGCUUUGUCCCUUCCAUUCUUUCUCCUUGAAAUACAUGUUGCCCGAUUCUUGUAGUUGUACCCCUCUGGUUUCUGUUUCAGGUGAAGAUGAUUAUUGUAAUAUGAUUGAGAUGAACCUUGAGUUCUUCGCUGAGGGCAAGACCCCAAGAUUCAGAUUCUUUCUUUUCCCUCAGCCUUUAACCAGGUAUGCCAUUGAAGAAGAACCCAAUUAUUUUACCAGAGGAUCCAUUCAAGAACCCAAUUCUUUUAUUGGAGGUUCUUUUCGAGAACACAGUUCUUUGAAUCGAGUUUUCGUUCAAGGAACUGCCUACUUUAAUGGAGAUUCCAUUGAAGCACGCACUUCUUGCAAUGUCCGUAGUCUAGGAACUCAAGGAGUGAAGAGUUUCUUUGGGAUUAAGCAGGGGCAAAAAAGUUUCUAUGGCGAUCGCUUUGGUCAGGAAGCUCCUGGUUCUAAAACCCACAAAACCCAUUACCAGGCUCGGGACUCAGGUUUUAGAUUACCAAGUCAUAUCCAAGAACCAGUUACAAAAGGUGUUUUUAAUGGUAAAGAAUUUGAGCCAGAGUUGAAGCCUAGGGAUGUCGAAUGUUAUUCCUUACCUAGGUAUAAAAUCAGUCCUGUUCUAUUGCCCAAUCGAUCCUGCAAUUGCGAAGGAACCUAUAAAUCGAGUAGGGUUCUUAGUUUUGAUGGAUCUUCUUUUGUUGGGAAUUUGUAUAUGGGUAAUGAUGAAGACGGUAACCGCGGUCUUGGUGAACUGAACCCUGCAUAUGCUCCUUUUCCUUUUCUUGGACUCAGUAAAAAUGGUUGUAAUUUCUUGCCCAAUAGGUAUUUUCAGAAGAAUGGUGGUGUUUUGAGCCAUGAGGAAGGGCCUCGUUUCAGAGAGUGCUGUCGAGAUCUAUCGAAACCCAAAUCCUUUCUCCUGAAAUUGAGACAAUCGAAGCCGAGCCUUCCUUCUACGAGCAAGUCCCAUCGCAAGAACUGUGAUGUUAGACAAUACAAUUGGGAUGAAAAGGGGAGGAUGAUGGGCCGUAACAGAGAAAAGCCACGGUUAACAAGGUUUGCAAGGAUGGAGGAAUCCCUUUCUACAAUUCAUGCUUCAGGUCAGAAUGAUUCCCAAAGCGUAAUGGAUACUUCUGUAAAAGAAAAGGGGAUGGAAUUGAGUUCCACUGGUCAAGAUGAAAACAGUAAAGCACCUGCUGAACUUGGCGAGGCUUGUGAAGGAGAUGUGAGUUGUCCUGAUCAAUCAACCCAGGAAACACAAAAUGAUCUUUUGCCGAACGGUUUGUGCCCCAAUGAUUUUAGUAAGACAAAUAGCAUUUCAGUACUCGAUAUGCACUCUUUGAGGCAAGCAUCACAACCAACUCAACAAAGCGAGUUCCUUAGAGAGGAUCCUAUUUCAAGAAAUCUAAAUGGAGAAACUGGAUUUUCAGUUCUGGCUGUAGAUGGUUGCCCAGAGGACAAUAAUAAGAAACAGGAACCUGAGGAUACUGCUAUACAGCAGCCAAAUGGUUCCGAGGUGAUACGGGGCGUCAAAAUGGAUACUUUGGCAAGCUUUUCUCAUUUAGCUGCGCAAGAGUUGCAGAUCAUAUCGUAUUCAGACUUGGAAGAAAUACGUGAAUUGGGAACAGGGACUUAUGGUACUGUGUAUUAUGGAAAAUGGAGGGGCUCUGAUGUAGCCAUCAAGCGGAUCAAAGGUAGUUGUUUUUCAAGUGGGCGACCAGAGGAUAAUAAAUUGAUUGCAGAGUUAUGGAAGGAAGCUCGCAUGUUGGGUCAGCUUCACCACCCUAAUGUGUUGGCAUUCUAUGGAGUUGUUAAGGAUGGACCAGCUGGUAGUCUGGCCAUAGUCACAGAGUAUAUGGUGAAUGGAUCCCUUAGACAAGUGCUUCGAAGAAAGGACCGAACAAUUGAUCGUCGGAAGAGGGUAAUAAUAGCCAUGGAUGCAGCAAUUGGAAUGGAAUAUCUACAUGAGAAAAAGGUUGUUCACUUCGAUUUGAAGUCCCACAAUUUGUUAGUAAAUAUGAGAGAUCCUCAUCGGCCGGUUUGUAAGAUUGGAGAUUUGGGUUUGUCAAAAGUCAAACAGCAGACUUUGGUAUCUGGUAGUGUGCGAGGAACUUUACCAUGGAUGGCCCCGGAGCUCUUGAGUCUGAAAGCAAACAUGGUGACUGAGAAGGUCGAUGUUUAUUCAUUUGGAAUAGUUAUGUGGGAGCUUUUAAAUGGAGAUGAACCUUAUGAUAAGAUGCACUCCAGUGAAAUGAUUGAGGGGAUAAUCAAUGGUGAACUGAGGCCAGAGAUCCCGAGCUGGUGUGACCCCUUGUGGAGAUCACUGAUUGUGAGAUGCUGGUCCUCCAAUCCUGAUGAGAGGCCGACUUUCUCAGAGAUAGCAAAGGAGCUAAGAUCCAUGGCUACUUCUAUGAACAUUAAGUGACUAUGAACAUCGACUGAUUGUUAACUUACUGCUUGAGCUGAAGUGGCUCUCAUAGGAAGUUUUGCAGGUUACAAUGAUAAUGCAAUAAUAGCAGUAAUAGUAUGUAUAUGACAGAGACAGUACACAAAGGCAUGCCGAGAUGUCGUCAAUUGAACCAUCCGGCAUAUAUUGGUUUUUGAGUCCUGUGAUCUGUACUUUGAGAAUGAUAUAUACGGUCAUGUGCAAUGUGAAUAUGAAAUUAUGGGGGUGCUUUGAGCAAAAUUAUGAGUCUUUUUCCUGGUCAAGACAAAAGGCUUGAGAUCUUUCAUAUGCAGCUUUAUGAUAAAUUGCAGGAGGUGUUUGCCAAAAUAAAGGCCGGUGCAGGAUACCAAGUUUCUGUCCCCAUUGUCCUGAUAUUGGAAUGCUAAUUUUUUGUCCCCAUUGUCAUGAUAUUGGA
Messenger RNA from Amborella trichopoda, 3112 nucleotides. RefSeq lists its product as uncharacterized. Lineage: Eukaryota; Viridiplantae; Streptophyta; Magnoliopsida; Amborellales; Amborellaceae. Gene Ontology annotation, biological process: protein phosphorylation; signal transduction. Gene Ontology annotation, molecular function: ATP binding; protein kinase activity; protein binding. Gene Ontology annotation, cellular component: cytoplasm. The record is from RefSeq and is a predicted model, not a curated record.